Molecule: messenger RNA, 8977 nt
Organism: Labrus bergylta (ballan wrasse)
Lineage: Eukaryota; Metazoa; Chordata; Actinopteri; Labriformes; Labridae
Gene: epas1b
Product: endothelial PAS domain protein 1b
Biological process (GO): cellular response to hypoxia; regulation of transcription by RNA polymerase II
Cellular component (GO): transcription regulator complex; nucleus; cytoplasm
Molecular function (GO): protein dimerization activity; DNA-binding transcription factor activity, RNA polymerase II-specific; RNA polymerase II transcription regulatory region sequence-specific DNA binding
Source: RefSeq, a predicted model, not a curated record
UGCAGGUCAGAGACCGAACAGCGUCGAGAGUUUUCAGACCAACGAAGUAAGGAAAAGUUUGAACAAGCGGACCUGUCGUCAGCAGAAACAAAACAAAAAACGACAGCUACAGCGUCUCGGUGUUCAGCCUGUCCCGGCCUGUGUGGAGCGUCUUCUGCGGGUGAGAGGCUGUACAAUCCUCGGCAGUGUUCUGAGACUGUACGGCCCAGAUCCCCCCCCCUCCCCUCCUCCUCCUCCUCCUCCUCCUCUUCAGACCAACACCAACACACUCUGCCUGGUUUCAUGGACUAAACGCAAGUUCACAGGUUGAAUGCUACGAUCUGUCACACUUUUCUUUUUUUUUUUCUUGCUUUGACUCUUAAAUUGGACUUAACAUAUAGGCCUAGACUGUCGGGGAAUUACAACAAGGAAAAGAAAUGACUGCCGAAAAGGAGAAAAAGAGGAACAGCUCAGAGCGGCGUAAAGAGAAGUCUCGGGAUGCGGCUCGCUGCAGGCGCAGCAAAGAGACCGAGGUUUUCUACGACCUCGCUCACCAGCUGCCUUUCCCCCACAACGUCAGCGCUCACCUGGACAAGGCCUCCAUCAUGAGGCUGGCUAUCAGCUUCCUUCGCACACGCAAGCUGCUCGCCACAGGCUCUAGCAGCAGCAGCAGUGGUGACAGUGAGGAGGACAUUCAGAUGGACAGUCUGUAUCUGAAGUCUUUGGAGGGCUUUGUCACUGUGGUAACGUCCGAAGGCGACAUUAUAUUCCUGUCUGAGAACAUCAACAAAUUCCUGGGGCUCACACAGGUGGACCUCACUGGUCACAGCAUCUUUGACUUCACUCAUCCAUGUGACCACGAGGAGAUCAGAGAAAACCUCAGCCUGAAAACAGCUGGCAGCAGCUUCAGUAAAAAAGGCAAAGAGCUGAGCGCUGAACGAGAUUUCUUCAUGAGAAUGAAGUGCACGGUGACCAACAGAGGACGCACCGUCAACCUAAAGUCAGCCAGCUGGAAGGUGCUGCAUUGCACCGGACACCUGAAGAUGUACACCAGCUGCCCUCCACGAGGGCUGUGUGGCUUCAAAGAGCCUCCACUCACCUGUGCUGUUCUGAUGUGCGAACCAAUCCCACACCCGUCCAACAUCGACACGCCGCUGGACAGCAAGACCUUCCUGAGCAGACACAGCAUGGACAUGAAGUUCACCUACUGUGACGAGAGGGUUACAGAGUUGAUGGGUUACACUCCUGACGAUCUGCUGGGUCGUUCAGUCUACGACUUUUACCACGCCCUGGACUCUGACAGCGUCACCAAGAGCCACCACAACUUGUGUACCAAGGGUCAGGCAGUGAGCGGUCAGUAUCGAAUGCUGGCUAAGGACGGAGGCUACGUCUGGGUUGAGACCCAAGGAACGGUGAUUUAUAACAGCCGCAAUUCCCAGCCCCAGUGCAUUGUGUGCGUGAACUACGUCCUCAGUGACAUUGAGGAGAAGUCGAUGAUUUUCUCCCUGGAGCAGACUGAGUCCCUGUUUAAGCCGCGCCACAUGAGCAGCUUCUUCUCCGCUGGAGGUGCUGGUGUGACCGCAGAGCCAGGAGACACCCUCUUCCCCAAAUUCAAAGAGGAGCCGGAGGACCUGGCCCAGCUGGCUCCAACACCCGGGGACACAAUCAUCGCCCUCGACUUUUGUGGCACUCAGUUUGAGGAGCCCCAGCAGCCAGCAGGAUACAUCCCAGUGUCCGUGUCAGCUAUGCCCCCUCCAGGACCUCGGACCUGGGCCAACGAAAGCCACCAGCCUUCCCCUCCUGUGUCAUGCCAAACCUCUGCUCAGGUUCAAAGAGACAUGGCUAACAUGGCCAGCACAUUCACCAUGCAGCAGAAUCCAUCACCCGGCAGCACUACUCCGAGCCUCAGCAGUUGCUCUACGCCAAGCAGCCCAGGCGAUUACUACAGUUCAUCCGAGAGUGACCUGAAGGUGGAGCUGACUGAGAAACUGUUUGCCCUUGACACUGAGUGCAACGGCGGUUCUGAAAACACUGAGAGGGACUUAAGUGACCUAGAUCUUGAGACUUUGGCUCCAUACAUCCCAAUGGACGGUGAGGACUUCCAGUUGAAUCCCAUCAUCCCAGAGUCGGAGCCCCUCGAGGGGGGUCCUGCAGGAUCCAUGGGGAGCAACAGCAGCUUGCCUCAAACGCACCAGGGCGCCCACCAGAGCUUCAGCAGCAUCGCCAGCCUGUUCCAGCCCCUUUCCUCUACACCUCAGGGCCAAGGUCACUACCAGCACCAGCCUGCUGCGUCCUGGGCCACAAGUGAGAAGAGGGGCUCCGGCCAGGGGACCAUAGACCCCUGCAUAGGGUCUUACAUGAUGGGGAACAUGCAGCAUCCCCCAUACCAGGCACCAGCCAGCACCCCUCUGUCCUCCAUGGGGGGCAGGCAGAACCUGCAGUGGCCACCAGACCCGUUGUUAACAUACCAACAACAACAAUCACGAAACACCAAGGGCUACCUGAUGGAGCCUUUGUCAGGAGAGGAGAGAUUGUCCUGCCAACAGAACAUACCACACAUGAUGCAGAAACAGAGGUCCAUUGACAACUUCGUACAAGCCUACAAAGACAUAAGUCCAGCCAGAGUGGCCAUGGCCAACAGUAUCAAGCGCUCCUUCACCCAGAUGGCUGUGGGUGAAAAUAAACCUUCAGACGUCAUGUGGAAGAAGAUGAGGGGGGACAGUUUUGGCAGCAUGGAUCGCUCCCUCAGUGCCGGAUCACUGGCAGAUUUAGGGCUGGAGAGGAUGAUGCCAGGCAGUAUGUCUUCAUGUCUGCAUCAACACAGGAAGUCUCAGUAUCCAGCAGCUGGGAUAGGUGGUGUUUUUGAGAAACACCUUUCCCAAAAGAGCUGCAACUAUUCCCAGUAUAACAAGACUGAGGGUGUUGCCAGUUGUUUACUGGGCACUUCCUUCGAGUCCUCCUACCUGCCGGAGUUGACCCGUUACGACUGCGAGGUCAACGUCCCUCUGCAGGGGACCCUGCACCUCCUCCAGGGGUGUGACCUGCUGAGAGCUCUGGACCAUGCCACCUAGAGCCCCGAUUCCGUAACCUGUUUGCAGCCCUAGACUUAAGCCUUUCUUUACAUUAAUACCUCUGGGCCCUCUGAGCGCCAUGAGGCUAAGCUACCUAUAGGGAAUGGUAUUCAUAACCACAUCCUGCCUUAUUUAGCUUAUUUGCCUCAGACCCACAAUCUGUCCCCUGUUUCUUCAUAGCUUUGUACAUAGACCAUCUACACAAGCUGAUAUAUCAGGGUUAAGCCACUUACACCCCUCAUUAGCGAAGCUUUGGACACCAAUCAGAGGCAGGUUGAGUGUACAACAAGUAUACAAAAGUUGCCCUACAUUGAAAAUAAGAUAUUGGUUACUCAGUGUACAAGAUGUACACAGGACAAAUACCUAUGUGCAAAAUGUUGCAACACUCUGUCUGCCCUGUGACAAAAAGCUGAAUUUGGGUAUUCGGUGUAAAGGGGUAAUAUUGCAGUGAGAUUCAAACACAUAACCUGCCUUAAAGUUGUCACAGCUGCAGCCAUUAACCUGUAGAGGCCACAGCCAGGCGAAUGAUAGGUUUGAAUACAAGCUUCAACCAAGUCUUACCCUAGACCUAGUCCAGGUCACAGACCCCUCACCCUGAUAUGUUCUCUAUGCAGCUCAGUCCCCAGCCCAAACACCUUUUCUUUAUCAGCUAAUCUUUUAGCUCUGAAGAGAAGGCACUAUACUACCUACAUAUUAACAAAACCAGCACUGUGUUUUACUUUGUGAUCAGCAUUUAGGCCCAGUCUACUUUUUCUCAUUUUAACUAAAGCGUUGAGGAACAGUUGGGUAUCAUGAACUGGUUCUGAAUUUUAACCAUUUUUGAAAAUAACAGGAAUCAUCAAAACAUGAAUUCUGCUUAUGUUUGUCCCUUCCAAAAGAUGCUUUUUAAAUUACUGCGGUGCAAUACGUUAAGCUCAAUGUAGCGAUAGUUCCAAAUAAGAUUCCAGGUAUUAAUUAUUAAUGUUGUUUUACUUUUUUUACUUUUACAGCAUGAGGCUGAUAGCAUUAGUUUACAAAUGUAUUGGAUAAUGAUCACCUUAAGUCAAGAAUUGUUGAUCCAAUUUUUUUAUCGCAUCGGCAGAUUUUUUUUUCUUUACAUCUAUUGGUUUUAUUUAAUUCUCCAACAAAAGCUAAGAACCAAAACUGAAUGAGAGUGAAUGAGCACAAUCAGGACCGAAAUGAUACCCAACUCUGCUCAGGCCUUUAAAUAGGACCGACACAAACAGGUCAUGGGCCUGCCUCUUCUCACCUGAGUCACUUUAUCAUAAUCACUGAUGUGUUUAAGUAACAGCAGAGUGCAGUGACUUCAUUCAGUCAGACUCUGAUUCUCACAACUUUCACAGUUUGGGUCAACUUUAAUGAUAAAUAAAUUCUUAUGUUUUGUUCAGUUAUUAUAUAUUCUAGUUUUCUGUCAUUGAAUUGAAGCAGUGUCGCUUUUAUUAGAGCUCCUCAUGUUAUUUAAUCUAAGCUGACGGGACACUUUACUUUAUCAAUACUGCUUUGUUUCUCCUCUUUGGCUUAUUUCUAUAUUUUUACUCCACCCUACCAGAUUCUUAUUUUUCAUGUCUGACUCACAGACUCACUAAUAAAUAUAUAUUGCAUUACAUGUACCUUACUGUAACUUAAUUUUUUUUUUUUUUCUAUCUUUUUUUGUUAAAUCUGUCAGUCAGGUAAGUAGCUUGUGUGACUACAGGGUUUUUUCUUAUCGUGCAAUUAUCUUAUUGAGCUUAAGCCUCUAUAGUCAGCAGCAAAGCUAGCUGUGUUCACCAAAAUGCAUAGCUUGUACAUAGAAUCAGACUUACACACAUUAAAAGAGUUUUGAUAUUGUAGACCCACAAAGACACUUCUCAGAGUACAGUAAAGCAGUGGUGUGAAAGGACCAUCCAAGGGUCAGGGGUAAGGCACCGAUCCUACAAGUAGGUUUCAUUUUUAUGUCAAUUUAUUUCAGUACAACUGUAGAGUUAUCAACUUUGCUGUCAAUUGCUGAAGACAGAAUAUGAACUUUUAAAAACAAAAAAGUACUCUAACCCAAAAUACCAUAUAAUAUACUGUAGGUCUUUAGCUGCCUACCCCUGAUACCAACCAAGAACGUAUUGCCGUGAACAAGUGUCACUACAAAUGGCAACAUGUCCUCAUACCUGCAGUUUUAGUGCCAGACUGUCACCUGGAACAUGUGGUUAACAUUGAGAAAUUGUCACAGUUUUUUAGACAGCAAAACAACCUUGAGAAGUUUAGAGUUUAGAUCAUAUGUUGGUCAUAAUACAAAUGUAGGUUGCAUUGCAAAUGUUACCUACACAAUUUAAGAAGUCACACAAUGCCUGUAGGUUUCACAAUGGACUUGAACCCUAGGCUCCUGUCUUCAGAAAAUCCCAUGUCAGAUUACCACAUUUUUGUAUUGUUUCUCCUGUAGGAACUGCUUAGGCCCUAGAGAUAGUUGCAGAUCCUAAACCACAAUAAAGUGGUUUUAAAAAUGUAAAGUUUGUCCGAUUUGUAUGGAAGUCUUUAGAAGGCUCCUUUAAGCUACAUGGAGGACAUUAAGUGGGAUUUGAAGGUCGUUUUGGCCAAUCACAGGGGCGAAUUAGAUGUGCAAUAGGGGGGGUUGAAAAAAAAAAGGCAUUCUGUCUGAACUGAGUAAUAAGUAUUUCUGCUCAUCAGAACCAAAGAAUAGAGCAGUUCUAAUAACUUUGAUUUCCUUUGGCUUGAUAUUAGGGCAAAAUGUAAAAAUAUAAAAAAUAAAGGCUUCUUAAGCUUUUAAUCAACACAGGCCAUGAUGGUUGCCCCCAACCCCAACCCAUUGUCUUUUGACACCACUGCACAAAGCAGGCAGUGUAAGGUCACAUGACAGCAUAGAAGUGCAUGAUCACUUCCUCUUUCACACUACAGUAUAAGAUGUAUAUAGCAGCAUUAGCAUUAGCAUUAGCCUUGGUCUGAGUGCAGCACAGCAGCCUGGGAAGUGACUUUAAUGUAGAGUGUUUGUAUAAUUUGUAAGGAUAAUAGGACAAGGCCAGUUUUUGUUAUAAUUAGAUACACUGCGGCUGCCAAUAUUAAAAAGCUUUCAGUUGAGUAUUAUUAGUCAAAUUAAUACACGAUGGACUAAGGCUAAGGUCAGAUCAUUUUUCAAACUACAAAAUCUAAUGUUCAUCAAAAUGAUGUCAGUAAUAUAAUCAACAGUAUGCCUUCAGUGAAAACACUUGUUUCCCUCUCUUCUCUCCUAUCCUGUGCUCAAAGUGUUUUUCUUUUUUUUUUUAUUCUCAUUUUUUGAGGUUAAUGUCAUUGUGUGGUGACCACUUUUCUGUAUCACUUAUAGAGCUUUGUACACAUAUAAGUUACGUAUUUAAAAGAAGACAAAACUAAUGUUUCGGAUAAUGUUUUAAGUGUUUAUGUGUCCUGGUACUUUGUCCUUAUCUAAACCCCCUCAUUUUAUGCAGAUGGAUCAAAUCCCUCACAGUGCUGAUUCCUCUCAUGCUGUUUCUGUUUCUGUGUCGUGGCAUUUAGUUUUUAGUUUUUUAGUCUGUUGGAUGGGCAGUACUGUUUUUAGUUCAUGCUUUUAAGAAGAUAAAACAACAAAAAAUAAAAAAUAAAUAAAUAAAAAAAGAGUUUAGAUUAAAGAUGAGUAUCAGUUUUCUAAGUUUCACUUUUAAGAUAUGUAGCAUUUGGUUGAAGAAGGUGGAGUUGCCACAUCAUUAAUCACAUAGUUUUCAAGUUGCAUUAUGUAAAGCAAUGGUGCUUCACUGACUAUAUAAGUGUUUUUUUUUGUUUUGUUUUUUAGAACUUUUAUUGCAGCUCUCGGAUCCACUAACACUUUAUUGUAACGUUCUCCACUUUAUGUUUUUGCUGAAAUAAUCUUUAAAGGUAAUAUCCAUCCAUACAAUGUGCCUUAUCAUGACUUUUUGUCUCAACAUGAACUAGUCAACCCUUCAAGUGCACAGCUUGUUCCCCGUCAACCAGUAGAAGACUUACAUCAACUCUCGGGUCUAUUUUGAAAUUAAAUCCAGACGUGACAUUGUUUAUGUGAGUUAAUUGAAAUUUGUAAAGAGGAAAAGAAAAAGAGCAAGAAAUACAAUUUAUGAAAUUUGAUGAUUGUUGUCAGCUUGACGCAUUGACUACUUCUUUAGGUGGAAAAUCUGAAAAACAUUGAAAAUUGUGGACACAAUGUCACAGUUCAGGCUGAUUUUCAAAAGAACCCCGUUAAGUUUCGUAGUCCACAGCUCCUUCAUAGCCUACUUUGAUUUAUUCAUUUAGAUCCAAAUAAAACAGCAAUGUAAUUAAGGAUAAUAGAACAAAAGUUGAACCCGGUUAGAGUCCAUCAUAGAUCUCCUGGUGAUGAUGAGUCAAAGUUUGUUUAAAAGGUCUUGAAGGGAAUGGAUUCACCAGCUCAUCAAACGACCUGACAGUCGGUUUGUUGAUGGAGCUGCUUGUUGGUUCUUAGGAUUAGUUGAAAAAUAUUGAUCAUACAGAAGUAGUUAUCCUGGGAGGGUCAGGAUUCAGAGGUCAAAUAUAACGGGUGCUUUGCUUGCAUAUUGUGCUUGAAUCAAAUUCUCAAGUGGAUUUAAAAAAAAAAGUUGGGAACAUUAUCAGGCCAGGAGUUGAUCCUUGAACACAAACUAAAGCCCUGUUAAUGAUUGAAAAUUGAAUAUAGGCAGUGAAAUAGUUUGAACAGUUCUGAACAUAUGGAUAGAAACGAUGUUGAGUUGAGUGACACAUCAAGAGAGAUGCAUCCUGCUCAGCCUGCCCACUGACGCAAAUCUCUCAACUUCUGUACUCGACAGAAUCUCUCUUAUGUUCGAGCUCUUAGCAGACCUCUCAUCGCCUUAUUUAAAGACUCAGGAGCACAACUUGUUUUCUGUCCUGAUAAUUCAGCUACAAAGUUUGACGUUUUUUGAGCAACAGUUCUCAUUUCAAUUGAAAACCUAAAAUGUAAUACUUUUUAUUACAAGAUCAUGUAUAGUAUAAUAUUUUGAAAUGUCUUGUGUUCUACACUGUGAUAAAUUACAGGGUAAUAUAGAAUUAUCACUUAAGUUCUGGAAAACCAAGACGUUUAGCGCUAUAUAAAAUGUUUUGAAAUAUGCACAUGGAAGGAGAACAGCACCUCAGAAGGACUUUUUAGCAAAUGAUGAGAUUUAAUCAAAUUGUGUUUAUGUAUGUGUAAAGAGUUGGCUAGAUGGAUGUUGAAUUUUAAAAAUAUAAAUUAUGGCAGAGAGAAAGCCCCGCCCCUUUUUUUGCUUCUCCUUUAAAUUCACCGAGAUGAUACACAAAUGUAUCAUUUUUUCAUUGCGUCAUUCUGAACCAAAAAAUAACAUUUACAUGUUAGCAUUCAAAUCUACACUUUUGUGAGUGUUUUAGCUUAAUAAGAGAUUCAUUCAUUUUUUUUUAGCUAUGCACUUAUCCAUAAAUGUGUGACCAAUUCCUAGGGAUUUGUAUAAAUUACUCAGAAAGAGAAAAAAUUACAACUUUUUGAAUUUAGCAUUGAAGCUAAGCUAAAAAAAAAAGGGGGGGGGGGGGGCGUGGCUUCAGCUCUGUAUUUUAACUCUAGACGGCCUAUCACCAGUCCCAAUAGUGCAAAACAAACUGUGCCGCUUGAAGGGUUUCCCCCAAAUCAAAGGGGAUUAAACGUUUCAGGUUUAAUCCACUCAGUCAUUGCUCUUCCUCUUUAAAGACGAUAUCAGCAUUUUGUCUCGUGUCUUUUGUAACAAUGGGUUUUCCUCUUUUUCCUCACGGGAUCCAUGAUCAGCUACUUGUUUCUGUUUUUGUCAUACAGUACAGUUAUUAGCUGAUUCUGCUUUUUUUAUAGGUUUAAUAUCUGUAAUGCUCUUGUUAUUAUCAUAUAUUGCUAUCAUUGUUAUUGUUAUACAGGGACUUAUGCCCGAUAAGAAGUUUGUUUUUCUGCACUGAUAUCUUAUUAAUAAAGCAUACUGAUCUUAACCUCC